AUGGAAAACGAACAAACUAAAAACGUUAUUCGAGUGGGAUCGAGAAAAAGUCAGCUUGCACUCAUUCAGACAAAUCAUGUUAUUGACUGCUUGAAAAAAGUGCAUCCAGAUAAAGAAUUUAAAUUAGUAUCUAUGACAACUUUGGGUGACCGUGUACUAGAUGUUUCACUGCCUAAAAUUGGAGAGAAGUCACUAUUCACUAAGGACUUGGAAGAUGCACUAAAUAAUAACACAGUUGAUUUUGUUGUACACUCAUUAAAAGACCUUCCAACUUCUUUGCCAGAUGGACUGGCGAUUGGUGCUGUCUUUGAAAGAGAGGACCCGAGGGAUGCAUUAGUUCUCCGAGAUGAUAUCAAGAAAACAUGUCUAGAAGAGUUACCUGAGGGUUCUGUUAUUGGUACGUCAUCACUGCGUCGAACAGCUCAAUUACGCGGUAGCUUCCCAAAGCUAAACGUGAUAGAUGUAAGGGGGAAUCUCAAUACGCGAUUAAAGAAACUGGACGAUCCCACUACGGAAUACAGUGCAUUGUUGCUUGCAAGCGCUGGGCUGCAUAGGAUGGGCUGGGCCCAUAGGAUAACGAAGUUACUGCCAUGCUCAGAUAUGAUGUACGCGGUCGGUCAGGGCGCAUUAGCAAUUGAAUGUAGAUCGGACAAUGAAGAAAUAUUGGAAAUGUUGGCACCCUUCAAUCACCCAGAGACCUACUGCAGAAUCUUAGCCGAGAGAAGUUUCUUGAAGACAUUAGGUGGUGGUUGCAGUGCUCCCGUGGGGGUGUCAACCAAAUUGAAGAAGACAGAUACGAAAUUCUGUCUUAGCAUAACAGGCGGAGUAUGGAGUCUAGAUGGUAAUACAAAGAUUAUUCACAGCCUAGAACAAACGUUUGAGCAGAUAAAAACUACUCCAAAACAUAAAUUAAGUCCCACCGAAGAUGGAUCUUCGAAGAAAAUUAAAGUCGGCGAUACAACAGACCAGAAGUGUAAUCCUUUGGCAACAUUGGAUGAUACUGUAAAAAAUGGGGAAGCUAAUUGUGAAGAAUUGAGGAGUACUGAGGAAGUGAAGGGGUGUAGAAAGAUCUAUUGCGGAUUAACUGAAAACUUUAACAUUCCGACGGACGUCAUUGAAAAAUGCGAUGAAAUUGGCCGCGAUCUAGCCAAUUCUCUUAUCGAAAAGGGUGCUCUCGACGUUAUGAAAGUGACCCAAGAUUUGAUCCGGUCUUCUGUGGUCAAGUCAUGA
Molecule: messenger RNA, 1230 nt
Organism: Leptosia nina
Lineage: Eukaryota; Metazoa; Arthropoda; Insecta; Lepidoptera; Pieridae
Source: the annotation of a GenBank genome assembly